AUGGACAUCGGUGACUAUGAUCACGAUCCUUUUUCCAGUGAAUGCCUCUGGAGGCUUUCCAGGUUCAGCAUAGAGGCUCUACAGCCCUUGGAGUCUCUUCCAUGGAACGCAGACUUGCCAGCUAUCCCAAAAGCUUGCUUUCGAGGCGUACCGGAAUCUAUAGAGAAGAUCGAUCCGAUAUGGAAGCUCAACGUCUUCACGAACGACCUCCAACCUUCAGAGUCCGCGGACUCCAGCAUCCAUCAUUCAAUAGAUGACCUGUCUGAAGUACCAAGUGAAUCAUUGCAUGAUACAGAAGAAGAAGAGGGUGAUGAUUUGUGGUCAUUGAAGCACCUGCAACAAGACGCUGAUUACAUCGCACCAUUGAAGUCCUGGGAGAAGUACGCGGAUCGCGCGUUCGACGAACCUAUUUCCGCAUAUUUCAGUGAAUCGGGUGCUCAGGGCUUUGAUGCUGCAAUUUCACACCAAGAGGAAGUAAAAGCUCACGCUUCUACGCGCCUUGUUCGAGAUGACCUUUUCAUUCAAUCUCUCUUGCGUCUUGGGUUAGGAUGGAACUCCCUAUUCUUCCGGUAUAACAAGGAGAACAAGUUAUUCGAGAAGUCCAUGACAAAUAUUCGGGUCUCUGGGCUGUCUUCCUCGGUGAUGGAUAGUGUCAUCUCCGAGGUACUGCAGUGCGGUACGCUCAUGCAGUGGGUUCGUGCCUUUGCAAAAGCUCCAGUGACAAAGUCUAAGGGCUUAUCUUCCGUAUUUACCUUACGAGGUGCUAUGGCUGUGAUAAUAUUCAACCUCGAGAAGCAAGUUCUCGCUAAUUGUGGCAACGUCGUCUCGGUCCUGCAAGUUGCCAUACUCUUCGACCGAUGUCGAGAAUUGCUAGGAGCCCUGGCUGACAUUGUCGCUGCCGUGGAAAAGGCUGUGUCGGAUUCUGAAAUUAUCUCCACAGUGAUAGACCGGGCGGCAUAUUUCGCCCAUAAAUUCGGCUGGAUGGAGAACCUUUUGCACGAAAUCGUGGUUCAGAUAACGGUCCCUUGGCUCGGUUUCAUUGAGGGUUGGAUUGGUCUCCGGCCUGAGGAGGCAUCCCUCAAUGAGCUUUUAGCUAGCGGUAGAACCUUUGUUCAACUUGACCGCUAUGAUGAUCCCAACAAGUUCAGAAAUGCCCCGACGCGUUUUGAAUACAGUUAUCUGGAACACCACAUGCCUUCUUUCAUCCCUCGCGAGCAAGCAGAGUUGAUUUUUGAAAGUGGUAGAAGUUUACGCCUACUCAAAAAGUCACACCCACACCAUCCUCUUGCUAGACAUGACGCCCUCACUAGGGCUGGCUGUCUUAAUCUGCAGUGUGCCACCGCCUGGACAGAUAUCGAGCGAAUCCAAGCAAGGGCCGACGAAUAUGAAAGGAAACUUCGAGCUGAGAUCUUGAAAUAUCACAAGGGUAAAUCGACGAUUCAGUCGAUGAAUCAAAUUCCCUCUGCGCGAAAGACCGAUGAUAGUCCGGAAGAGGUCACCGAAAAGACCUUUCAGCUAUUCGAUAUUGACGACAAAGAACGUAUCUCGUCUUCUGCGAUGGAUCGCUCUGCUUAUUCAAAUGAAAAUGUCGACCAGAUGCUUCAAACUGCCCGGGACCUGGAUUCCGAUCCUCUCAAUACUGUUCACCGAUUUGGCCCGGACUUAAAAUCUGCGCUUUAUUUAUCGCUUGCGCCUGUGGUGUCAUCCCAGGCACAGCUGAUUGAUUUCUCCUGUCUUCAUCACCUUUUCAAAGAGCACAAACUACGCCACCAUCUGAACAUGCAAUGGCGAUUCCAAUUACUAGGCGAUGGUUCAUUCACUGCCAGUCUUACAAGUUCUUUAUUCGCGCCUGAGAUGGAGAGCGGAGAGCGGAAGGCCGGCGUGGUACGGAGUGGAGUCCAUACUGGACUAAGGUUAGGCAAUCGUGAAACCUGGCCUCCAGCCAGCUCUGAGCUGCGAUUGGUUUUGAUUGGCCUUCUUGGUGACUGUUAUUUUGGAAAUACCGAGCCGGAAGACCCAGAGAACGCGCAACUGAGAGACAACGAGCUUCCCGGAGGACUCAGCUUCUCGAUUCGAGACCUAACACCCGAAGAGAUCAAACGAUGCCAGGAUCCAAAUGCAAUCGAGGCUUUGGAUUUUCUCCGUCUCCAAUACAAACCCCCCGAGACUCUGGAGACCCUCAUUACCAUGAAGUCCUUGGAAAAAUAUGAUCAGCUAUUCAAACAUCUACUACGUCUUAUCCGCAUGGUAACUGUUGUCAAAGGUCUGAUUCGUGACUCCAACGCCCGAAAUUCCCUCGCAGGGGACAUACGAAAUGUAUUUCAAAAAUUCCGAAUUGAUGCUCAGCACUUCGUCCUUGCGGUCAGCGAUUAUUGCUUUCAUAUCGGAGUCGGCUCUACCUGGAGUCGCUUCCAAGAGACCCUUGCCAAAAUUGAACGUUGUCUCGAUCGCGACGACAUUGAUGGCACGAUCGAGACCGCCCAUUCUGUCACUCAUCUUCGUCACUUCCACGUCGACAUCUUGGACCAAAUGUUGUUUGCACUCUUCCUAAGUAAGAGACAUACCCCGGCUGCGAAAUUGCUUGACGGCAUCUUUGGCACAAUCCUUGCCUUCAGUUCGCUGUCAAAAGCCGACGGCUUGAACGGGCUCCGACAUGGAAAUGAAGGUACCGUGCACCACUUGUACAGCGUGUUCAAAAAACAAACAUCCACUUUUGUCAGCUAUCUACGAGGACUGGAUACCGGCACAACCUCCUCGAAAUCCAUGUCAAACUCAGGCGCAUCCUUCUCUCUACAGAAUGAGCCUACUAGUGUUUUCGAGCAUCUCCGAGUCAGACUGGAGGUGCGGGAUUACUACUAA
Messenger RNA from Penicillium manginii, 2859 nucleotides. Its product is annotated as tubulin gamma complex associated family protein. The coding region runs from base 1 to 2859 and encodes 952 amino acids. The record is from RefSeq and is a predicted model, not a curated record. The transcript is spliced from 2 exons. NCBI's taxonomy places the organism in Eukaryota, Fungi, Ascomycota, Eurotiomycetes, Eurotiales, Aspergillaceae. Gene Ontology annotation, cellular component: spindle pole; centrosome; equatorial microtubule organizing center. Gene Ontology annotation, molecular function: microtubule minus-end binding; gamma-tubulin binding. Gene Ontology annotation, biological process: microtubule nucleation; spindle assembly; mitotic cell cycle.